ACUAAGACGAAGUUGUAUUGUUUCAAAAUGGACGACACUCUAAUAAAAGAGCAACCAGCACCAGUCAAUUCGGUCGAUUCUGAUAAUCAAUUACCGGAGGCUCAAAACGAUGAUCUGAAUAAAAUUAAUACAAAUGAGAUCAAUGAAACAGACGGUGAAAAAGAUAUAUCUGAUGGAAAAGUUUCCAGUGGAAACAAAAUUACCACCGCGGAACGGGAAUUUGCAGUUCCGAUUCCACUUUCGUUUUCUUUAUCAAGUCCUAAAGUUAAGAAAGACAAUAAUAUUUUAUUAAAAUCAAAGUCUGAGAGACUCGGUGAAGUUCCAGAAAAAUGCCAAAUUAAAUUUACAGAAAAUCAUAGCUCACAAAAUCCUUCAAAUUACCAGGAACCUGAAUGGAGUGGAUUAUCAGAGAGCAAAUACAGUUUUGACGUCUUAAAAAAUGGUAGCAUAAUAGACACUAUUUCAUUAAAUGAUAAACCUUUUUACAUAUUUGGCAGGCUGCCAAGUUGUGAUGUUACUUUGGAGCACCCAUCUCUUUCAAGGUACCAUGCUGUAGUUCAAUACAGAACAGUCGCAACAUCAAACUGUGAUAAAGGAUGGUACAUUUAUGAUCUAGACAGCACACAUGGAACGUGGGUUAAUAAAAAUAAAAUUUCCCCAAAAGAGUAUCACCGACUCAAAGUUGGCUAUGUUGUUAAGUUUGGUGGCAGUUCAAGAUUGCAUAUUCUCCAGGUUUGUUCAUUUAACAGUGUGGUAACACCUUACAAGGCACUUGUGAGUCUUGUGUUAAAUUAAAAAAAUAAAAGCUUAGAAUAGGGUAUAUUUUCAAAAUGUAUAGCAUUGGCCUUUUGGCCCUCUUUUUAUGCGUAGACAAUUAUAUUUGUUUUUUAAGAAAUAAUGAAUACAUUCUCCACAGGGACCUUCGGAAGAUGAAGAAGAAGAAAGUGAAAUGACUAUUACAGAAAUAAAGGCACAAAAAAUGAAAUUCCAAAAAGAAGCAGAAAUUCUUCAACAACUUGAAAUGCAGGAAGAAAUGCAGAGGCUAGAAGAAGAAAAAAAAAUGUUAGAAGACAAAGGCUGUGGCUGGGGAAUGGGUAUGUGGCAUCAAAUAUUAUAUAAAUUGUUUUUUAAGCUAAUGGUUUAGAGGCUCUUGAAAUUAAGAAUAGCAUUUAUAAUUAAUUGUAACUUCAAAAUAACUGCCCAGAAAAUUUUACACGUCAAAUGAUUCAUUAUGCUACUACCGUUAAAAAAAAAGGCUGAAGAAGUAAACCAAUUUGAGGGCAGAAUAUCUAUCCUUUCAUUUAAAUAUCCCAGUAAUAUUCCUCCACUGUUCAAGACCGCUAAGAUGCGUUAGACUCCAUAUAAGAAAAUAUAUUUUCUACUCGUGGAAGCUAAUUGCAUGUUCUAAAUCCCACAGAGACUAGACACAUUCAGGUACAUUGGAGCAGAAGUUUAAAAAUUGGCUCCGACUCCAAGCUCCGGCUCCAUUAAAAUUUCUGGCUCCACCUCCAACUCCAAAGUGGCUCCGAAUAAUAAAACAAAUAAAAACAAAUGCACAUAUAAAAUAGUAAAACAUUUUUUAUUAUAUUUAAAGGCAAAUAAAUGAAGUAUAAUAAUGCUGGUAAAACUUUAUUAAUCAGCAAAAUCUUGAUUCAUCCUCAGAAAUAAAAUAUUUUCCAAAAAAUCUAGUUUAAGCGAAGAAUGCUAAUCGCUCGCUAUAAACUUAAGUGCAGAAAAUAGCCUCUCUACGCUUGCUUGCGAAACUGGCAAACAAGUCACUAUAAACUAGAAAGAUCAUCACGCAUUUAAAUUAUCAAAAGAGAAAUUAAUUUAAAGAGCACAUAAUAACAUAGUGAAAAAACUAGCUCCAAGCAGCUCCGGCUCCUGUCCGGAGCCAGCUCCAAUGCCCUGGACACAUUGCUAAACUUUUCUAAGCACUUUGAAAGUGAAGGCAUAAAAAAGAAGAAAAAUUAUUUUAAGUAAAUUGAUGAAAAAUUGCAAUUGCUAGGCUUAAGAAAUAUAUACAUGUUUAAACCUUUAUUAUUUAUUUUUUUCUUGUGUGUAGUAUUUGAAUAUUGAUUUUACAUAUCCAUACUUGUUUUCAGAUUACCAACAAAUCAUGUCAUUUUGCGUUAGUCAUAAAUUUAAUCUCAGAUCUACCUAUCAAUCAAGCAAGUCUGUGCAGUCAGUGCCAUUUGAGCUGGCCUGAGACAUUUUCUCAAUGCUUAAAACACAAAAAUGAGGACUAUAUCCUGUAUAUUUAUUUGUGCAAAUUUUGUAUAUGUUAAUGUUAUUUUUCACACAUUUGUAUUGUCAAUAAUAGCAAUCCCCCAUUGCCCAAACUACCUUUUGGAGCUUGAAACUAUGUUUCUGAGAGGUCUGCAUCUAUUUUAUGAGUUCAAUAGAAAUGUAUAAAAUCAAUGCGGGAAGCUAGGGUAAGACUAUGGGAGUAAACCCAAACUGUCCAGGAGCUGAUCUAGCGCUGAUAUCAAUGACAUUUUGGCAAAUCCUGAGACGCAGUUGAUGCCACGUUGUAUUGACAGUUGUCAUUCCCUUGGAUCCACUGGCCGCGUGGAUAGUGUAAACUGCUGCAUUUGGCGACAGUUGGUCUCUAUAAAAUACCACCCUGGCUAAGCCACUGCCUAGCCAAGAGAAGCAGAGCCUUUUUAUAACAAAAAUAGCAUUACGGAAUGCUACAUUUAACCAGGAGUCAACUUUCUCCUGUGGGAAUAAAUAUUCUCAUAGUGCUUAAAUUUUGAAAAAUCAUUUUAAAUAAUUUACCAUUUGAACAUAUUCAGGGGAUGAUGCGGAGGAACAAGAAGAAGGGGAAACUGCUUUUGGCUCCUUAAUUGCUGAGAAUGAGAGCUUGUAUAUAGAUGAUCCCAAGAAGGCUUUAAAAGGUUUCUAUGAAAGAGAAGGUAUUUCAUAAUCUUAAUUUAGUAAUGUGAUAAUCUGUUUUUAAUCAUAUUUUUCUAGGGACAAAAAUUGUCUUAAAGUCUUGUUGAUCUAAGUGAAAAUGCAGUUGUUGAUUCAAUAUUUAUUAGCCAGGUUUACUAUAUAUUAUUAUGCCUCCAUAUUUAUAUGGGUAAUUAUGGAUUUUUUUGUGAAGGGGUUAAUGCAGGAGGAUAACCUUUCUUACGCUAGAAAAGACCAUCAUGUCUUUCAAUCUAAUAUUUGAGAACAUACUUAAAAAAAAGAUAACAUGGUCUAAUACUAACGUACUAAAGGAAAACUCUGAACAACCAAUCUACAUAUAUAUACACUAGAGAAUAUGAAAUAAUUGGCAUUAGAUUGCUUCCAUUGAAUGAGCAAGCACAAGUUGCAAGUUGCAUAGUGUGAACAAUAUACACAGUAAUGAAUACAUGAUAAGGUUUGUGAAAAAUACUUGCGUAAGAAAAUCUUCCAUAAGAAGUAACACAAUUCACAUGUAUAUAUACCUGGUAAUAUCUUAGUUUUGAGUUUAGAGGACUCAAAUUUUGUACUUACUUAAAUUAUACAACACUAUAGCUGUGGUCAUUGAGAUGAAUACACUAAUCACCACAAAGCCCUGCUAAAGGGGCAUCUAAUAUCUCUGACCAUGAGUUUAAGGUAUGCAUAAGCCUCUACAGUGGUCUGACUGAUCUAGAACUAGAAUAGUUGAAGAUAUUUGUGAGCCAUGGGGGGACUUAAGAUGCAUCAUGUGAUAACUUUAUUGUCUAACUAUGGCUUUUAUUGAGAUAAUAUCCCUUUGCAUGAGGAGAUAUGGUUGAGCUGAAAGGUGGGUCGAAAACUGGUAUACACUGGCUACAACACUGUGAGCUCAAUGUUUGCCCUAUCAUGAGCCAAGCAUGAAUAGCACAUAAUAUUCUCCUUUAGCCAGGAGAAGAUUUGCAACUAAGGUUUUACAUAAAUCAUGAUCUGGACAGUGUUUCAUUCUUUACCUUUUUUUAAUCAUAAAGUAACUGGUUUUUUUAAAAAAAUGUUUUUUAUUUUAGGCUGUGAUUUACCAGAUUAUCAGUUUACAGAUAUUGCACUGGGAAAGCAUAAAUGCAGACUAGAGUAAGUAGAAAUAUAAUUUGUUCCCUGUUACAAUUGUCAUUUUAUAUUUACUUUUUAUAAUUCUUGCAUUGAAUUCAUUUUGGAAAGGAAAGUGCAAAAAACGUCUUUGUUUAUCCUUAAGAAAGUUAAUAAGUCUUGAAAUGUUUUAAAAUUAUAUUUAACCAUAACAGAACCAACAGCCAAAGUAAUGAAGUUUCCGAUAAGGUUGCUUAAAAAUAAUUGUCAUGACUUUAUCAAAUGCAACUUUGAUCUUGUAACUUGAAUAUUUGAACAACUUUUCUUAGACUUCCAGUUGAUGGUCCUAAUGGAGAGGAACUUGUAGCUGAAGCCUUAGUGUCUGGCAAAAGGAAAGAUGCAGUCAUUGCUUGUGCUUUAGAAGCGUGUAGAAUAUUGGAUAGAUUGGGUUUAUUGCGUUCCUCAACACAUGGUAAGUUGUACUUGUUGAUUAACAUAUACAGCCAGUGCUCGACUUAUGACCUAUGCAACUUACGACCAUUUGACUUUAUGACCACAAUCACUAGCCAUAUUAGAUUUCAGAUUUAUUUCCGCCUCAAUUAUCAUUUGAACGGUGUCUGCAAUCAUCGGCGGUCGUUAACUAAGGAAAAGGAGGCAUGAUGCUUAUGAUGAUGCUAUGCUGCUAGCUAGCGUCAUCAAUUUCUAAGAAAUAACAUGGUCACACUCAAUAAUCCUAAGUCCAUUGACUUCCCCAAGCGCGGCUUAAGUUUGUUGAUUGGAAAGCUCUUCAGAGUUUGAAAAUUAUAACUCCCAUCUCCCAUCGAAAAUUAUGAUUGAUAACAAUAAUAAAAGAAAUUUAUGAUAUAAUUUAACUUAAAUAUUUUUAUAACAUCACUUUACAUUUACUGAACACAUAGCGUACUCACCUUACGACCAAAUCGUGUUACGACCAGUCUAUUGGAACCGAUCGUGGUCGUAAGUCGAGCACUGGCUGUAACUCUUUUUUAAUAAACUUUGAAGAUUUCUUUUUCCUAAUAAGGGUUUGCAAGAAAUGUGCCCAGGUUUAAAAAAAAAUUAAAUUAGCAUGUUUAAUUUUAGUAUCUAAUAAUGACCAUGAGCAUGUUUAGUUGUGCUAUAUUUGAAUAAUUCUUGAGUACCAAUUUCAUGCUCUUUGCUUUUUAAAAUGACAAAAUAUUUUAAAUCUCACGUUUCAGAAAGUAGAAAACGAAAACAAAAGAAAUGGGAAGAUGAUGAUUAUUAUGACAGUGAUGAAGAUACAUUUCUAGACAGAACAGGAACCAUAGAAAAGAAGCGAGUUAUGCGAAUGAAAAAAGCCGGGAAAGAUGAACCUGAGACAUAUGAUUCAUUAGUAAGUUAUUUUUACUCUUGCAGACUAAAAAAAUAUAAUAAUGAGCUGGCAGAUUUAGUAUGACACACAUUUUGAUGGCUUGAUAUCAAAUCCAAAAUUCAUCUAAAGCAGCCGAAUGUCCAAGGCUCAAUACCUUGAGGAUGGUAACCAUACUAUCUUAAACACCAAACAUGGUGUGAAUCAGGUGCUUUAUGGUGCGAAUAAGAUGCUUUGAUAAAUCUUGUUUAUUAAUUUUUAAAAAUGUAUCUUCCUUAAAGCAGAAGGUCAUAAAAUGUAUCUGAGCUUUAGUGUAAACCUCCAAAUGAAUUUGUCUUUAUUCUUAUUUAUACCUUUUUAAGGACCUUUUGGAUAAACAUUUUACUAUAAAGCUCUCAAAAGAGUCUAUUUGUUCAUUUUCUCUUCCACACGCACAAUUGUAAAAUCUAAAUGGCAGUUUCUUUUAAACUAAGCACUAUUUAUUGAAUCUUAUUUCAGUUGGAAAAAUAUAAUAAGAUAAUUGAGCAAAUUCAGAAUAUUGAGAGCAAGCUGCAGAAAGCAAAAGCAGGUAAUGAAUAUUUUUUGUCUCUUAAUUAUAAUUGUGUUACCUGUAGAUAAAUGUGUAAGAGCUUUGAUGUUCAACAUGUUUUUCAAUUGAACAAAUAAUUGAACAUACUGGGUAUUUGAGUUUUAAAAAGUAAAAAAGUUAACAGCAAUAUGAAAUGGGAUUAACAGUUAAUAUUUCAAUUGGAGUUAAACUUACAGUUUCAUAUUUAAACAUGGGUAAACUUAGAGGGUCAUAUGUUAUCUAAGUAAAAAAUAAAACUCUGUUCAAAGCAAGAAUUACUUACUUAAAAUCUAUAUCAAGGCCUUAUAAGCAAUGGUGUAAAGCAUUAAAAACAUCCUAUAAAAAUCUAAUAGUUAUUCCCCCUUUAUAUAAUGCUCCCAUUGUUUUGUUCCAACAAAGCCAUUUAUUUGGAGGAGAAGUAAGAACCAACACAAUUAUUUCAAACUUUUUGCUUUAAAAUUGUAAGAAAUUAAAAAUAGAAAUAACAGUAAAGUUACUGUGGAUACUUAUUCUAAAGCGAGUUUGUUCGUAAGCAACAGACAACAAACAGAGAGACACACAGAGACAGACACACACAAAGACACAGGCAAACAUACAUGGAGACACAGGCACACACAUAUGAUGAGAUUAAUAGGACAGAUGUCUGUAUGUGGUAAUCCACUUUUAUUAUCUACUUAUUGGGUUGGGCGACUAGUGGUGCCAUCUACUUUGGGUCUUUGCUUUAUUCAAAUUUAUAGCUUCUGUUAACAUAUUUUGACCAUGGCAAUCUACAAUAACAAUUUCAUAAUAAUGCAAAUCUUAUAUGGCCAGCUCAUAAGCCAACCACACCCACUUGUUCCCCUGGAAUACUUGUUUAAAGUCUGCCUUAGAAUGAGUAUAUACUAAAAGUUGCUUUCAUUAUUUUGUGUCAUCAGAUGCAGAAGCUCUAGCCUCAGAAGAAAUGGAUGAGCUGGAUGCUUACAUGGUGUCUAUUAAAGCAGGAGCCAUGGACACAAAAACUCGAAUGCAACUAAAAGGGGAUUUAUUGAAACUCAAAAUGGAGGAACAAAAGCUGCGAAAACUGGUCAAUAUUGCAAAACCUGCCACUUUGCCACCAUUAAAACCUCAGUAAGUGAUGGUGUGUGUUUGUGAGUUGAUUCAGUGAGAACAAAGGUUAUUAGCUUAAAAGAUUUCCUGCUAAUUAAAAUUUAUUGUUGAUAUAAACUUCAUGAUCUUAAUUUGAUAUUGUUUAUCGUGACAAGCUGUUAUAAUAAGAUUUAUCUAAACCACAGUGUUGCUCCUGUCCAUACUCCUACUGCAGAUGUCUUAUCCAGAAAACUGCAUGCACAACAGAAACAGUUAAAAAAAGCAAAUCCUAUCAGAAAAGUAAGUAAAAAAACACUUGGGAUUUAUGCUAUUUCAAAUAAUCUUUAUUUUGCAAUUGUGAAGUACAGUAGAGUGUCCAUUUUCUGACUGGGACUGUUUUUUGGUUUAUGAUAACACAUUUUUCAGAUGACCUAACAAAAUAUUCUUACCUUAUGGUUAUACACAUGCAGUGCUUUUUUGCAGCGUUUCUUAAAAAAUUUUCGCUUAGGGCCUACUUUAACAUUUUAUUAAGGUGGUCCACGGGGGAAAGUAUCAAUAACCAUAAUUUUUAUCAAAAAUGAGAUUAUUGUGAAUUCUACUAGAUAAAUAUAUUGAAUAAUUUGGCAUUUACCAUUUACAUUAAAAGUUAAUUUAAAGUUGUUAAAAAUGUAUUUUAAAGUAGUAUGGCAAGAGAAAAUUUUGAUUUGGGGGAAAAAUUCAUGCAAAAUAGACUCUUAGGAGCCCUAUGCUUUUAUAAUAGAAUUACAACGCUAAAUAGACAAAUUUGGUAAAGUUCGAAAGCUUAGCCUAUCUAUUUUUUAAUUGUAUCCCCCGCUUAAAUUCCAGGAAUAAGCCUGGAAGUAAUUCUUUGUUUUGCUAACCUAUACGUUUUCGUUGAAACGCUUAUUAUUGGUUCAGAUUUAAAUUUUCGUUUAUCUGCAAUUAUCAUUGGUUGGUUACUUUUAGAUUUGACCUAGAUGGAACAAAUCUAUCACACAAUGCAACACCCAUCUCCCAACAUCAUUCUGAAUCUUUGCGCCGAGUUAGCAUAACGUGUUAUCGAUCAAUCAGCUUUACUUUUCUAGUCUUCAAAUAAAUUCAAAUUUGAUUAAUUUGAACUUAUUUUGUUGCUUUUAUUAGGUAAGUUGAAUUAAAUAUUGUAUGAUGCAAAUAAUAAUAAUUAUUUUUGCUAGUUUUAGACAUUAAGUGAAUGUUGCGAUGGGUUUAGUGUGAUAAUACAAAAGGCCAUCUACUUUUAUUUUACGAAACAGUUAUACAUGCACACAUUUAUUUAGGCUUAUGACAGUUAUACAAGCACACAUGUAUUUAGGCUUAUGAUUUAAAUUAAAAGCUACUUUAAUCCUAAUUACCGUAUUUAUAACACGCACCUCAAUUUAAGAAGGAAAUUUCAGGAAAAAAACUAAACAUUAUAUCGGUAUAUAACACACACAUCAUUUGCCCCCUAUUUUCAGGGUGAAAAAGUGCUUGUUAUACGCCAAUAUAUAUGGUAUAUAAUAAUAAUGAUAAAUAAUUAUAUUUUUUUUAUAUCACAAAACAUAACAAUACUGACUGUACUAUUUACCUUUGCCUAAUAUAUUGUAAUUUAAUUUUUCAAAAUCUAAUAAAAACUUUUUUUGGGGUUCAAAAUACAGAAAAUCAUGGCCCCAAGACUAAGAGAUAGAAGCAGUUAGAGAAAGCCAGACUAGCGCAAUUGGAAAAGAAGAAAAUGGGUCACACUUCACCGCCAGCCUUAAGAUCUGAAGAAUCGAUGGCAUCAUCCGCCUGGAAGACCAAGCUUCAUUCUUUCGGGUCUGGGUAUUAGCACACCUUAGGAAUCUCUGUCUCAUCUAUAAUGCAGACAGGUUGCCCUAAAGUCACUGUUUCAAAAAUGUCCAUGACAGAAUGCCUAGAAGGACAUUUCAUCAUUCAAAGUGGAUAAAGUGAGCAGCUUAUCCAGAAUAAGAUCAGGCAGAGUUUGUGGACAUUGGUGUGUCAUUUGAUGGGAGUUUGCAUACUCGUGGUCACAGCUGAAAAUCUGGCAUUGGUUAUGUUAUAGAAAACAGAGCUGGCCUUGUUGUUGACUUGGAAUGCGUCUCAAAGUUUUGGCAAAGGAGAUGCAGGAAGAGAGUGAGGGAAAAAACUGCCAGGAUGGAGGACCAAAAACCAUCAUGAGAUGUAAACCACACAUGGUCUAGAGGCAGCAUGGAGCAACAGGCUGUCAUUGCAAUGUGGGGCAGGUCAGUUCCGAAACAUGGUUUGCGUUAUCGUACUGCAGUGCCAAACAGUCAAAUUUCUGUACCGGUGGGUGUUAAAGAAUUCAAUAUCCGCUCAAAGACGUCCAAGGACUUUUUAUCCUCUGUUGAUUUAGGAAUAGGUUAUAUCAGUGGUACCCAAACUUUUUAUAGCCGCGGACCGGUCAACGUUUGAUUAUUUUACCGCGGCCCGCUGAGGGGUUGGGGGUGUUGAUUGUUUAUUUUUUGGAUUGUUUUGAUUUAUAAUUUUUAUUUAAUUGUAGUUAAACAUGCCUUCAAACUAAAAUACAGUUACACCAAAAAUGAAUAUAAACUGAUUUAUCAUUUUAACUCACUAUAAUGCUAAAUUAAUGAGAACCAUGAGCUUGUUUUUCUGCAACGAGAUGGUUCCAUCUUGGGGUAAUAGGAGACAAUGACACCUGAAGUGUGUUGCUUAUUCCCAGUUUAUUCCGUUGUUUUGUUUUGGUUGCUGUCACUCCAGAAAACCCCACUUCACACAGAUAGGAUGUCGGAAAUGGCAAUAGGUAUUUAAGUGCUGUGUUGGCAAUCUCAGGGUAUGCCGCCAUUGAUAUUUUAAUUCACUAUUAAGAUACCAUAUAAAGAAGAAUUUGGUGCCCGCUGUGACUGCCUUCUUUGCCCUAUUCUCAUGGCUCUUCCAGAGGGCAACAUGGCCCCCAGAGCGACGCAUAAUAUGGGGACCACUGGGCUGGCCAAAUUGUUGGCUGUAAAAACACGCGACUCAUUUUUAAAAAAAAUAUUUAUCCAGUGACGUCACUAUUACCCAUUAAAUCGUUUGAUGUCUUUGGUGUUUUUCUACGGAUGGGGGCUAAAAGCUACUUGUACGUAUGAGUUUGGGGGGUAGUGUCCUCCCCCCCCAAAAAAAAAUCAAGGACAACAACACCACCCCCACUCCAGCCGCCUGUAUGGUUCCGAUUGCUGUGAGCCUCUGUGUCCGUACGUCCGUACUUAUCCAGAAAAUCUGGCAUGCUUAUAAAAUGGAAAUAAUUUAAUAUUUCUUGGGCGGCCCGGUACCAUUUGAUCUACGGACCGGUACCGGUCCGCGGCCCGGUGUUUGGGGACCACUGGGUUAUAUGACCCAACAGUUAAGGGAAAAAAGGGAUAAGGUUAGAGUUAGGAAAGCUGAAUCAGCUUUAAAAUUAACUGUAAAGAGGAGGAAGGAACUUAUUAGAGGAACAGAAAGGAGGGAAUGAGAUAGUAGCAAGGGGUGCACAUAAGGGUAUUCAGCUAGGCGUUUAUUGUUAGCUGGGGUGGUCAACCACAGUAGUUAGGUCAGCCAGGCUUUUAUUGUUAGCUGGGGUGGUCAACCACAGUAGUGCAUUCAGCUAGGCUUUUAUUGUUAGCUGGGGUGGUCAACCACAGUAGUGCAUUGAGCUAGGCUUUUAUUGUUAGCUGGGGUGGUCAACCACAGUAGUUAGGUCAGCUAGGCUUUUAUUGUUAUCUGGGGUGGUCAACGACAGUAAUUAGGUCAGCUAGGCUUUUAUUGUUAGCUGGGGUGGUCAACCACAGUAGUUAGGUCAGCUAGGCUUUUAUUGUUAGCUGGGGUGGUCAACCACAGUAGUUAGGUCAGCUAGGCUUUUAUUGUUAGCUGGGGUGGUCAAAUGAUUUAUUUAUUGAAUUAUUUUGGAGGAUGGGUUUGAAAUGUUUGCUUUUAUAAUUUUAUAUAAUUUAUAUCUAUUUAUUUUUGGUUGUUUUCAAUUUAUGAAUUGUUUAUGUAUGUUAAAUAGUGCUAUAAUGUGGAGAAUUUAAUCUCUCAUUUUACUCUUUGGCUCGUGUCAAACGGUUCAUAUCAAAGGACGAAACCAUUAAUUAUAUACAGUAAUAAAGAAUGAUACCCAAACUAGGGCCAAUUACAAAUAAUAAUUUAUUAAGGUAAUUUAAAAAUUACAAAAUCAAAUAAAAUAAAACUAAGACUAUUGACUUACAGUACAUCAAUGAACUUGUACAGGUUCAAUGUUGGAAGAUGCACACACAUACACAGUAAAUAUAACAUAUAAUAUCUAUGAUCAGUACAGUAUCGUAAUCGCAAAAUUGUCUCUCUGUCUUCCAGUCCCUCUAACUAGCUCUAUGUCGGUCGGCUUAUUUAUAGUCUUUCUUAGAGACUUUUCCAGAAAGGGGUUCGACAUUGUUUCUGUACCUCGACCUGUCUCGUAAGUUAUAAAGAAUUUUAAUUCUAAAGACUAUAGAUUGUGUUCACGUGUAGUCAAGGUCAAGGGAGACAAUUUGUAAUUAAGCCAACCCCGUCGCAUUGCCUAAUUUGGGGUCAGCCAAAGUUCACACUCGAGGAUCACAGCGUAAACAAGACGUCUACAUAACAAUGUGCAUAUUUCAUUUAUCAGCUAUAUUAGAAAAUGUCUGACUUGUUGAUAUGAUAUUUUUCAUAUUUUAAAAAAUUAAUCUCAACUAACUAUUUUCAAAUAUUCUGUUGUUGCCAGCUGUAUCAGAUGGAAAAUUUGUAUAUCUUCAUGCUUAUAACGUUGCAUGUUUCUUUUCAAUGAUAUUCUCUACAUACUGAUGUUUUUUUUAAACCCUCGAACUGUGGUCGGUCGACGAAAUCGGCAGAUAUUCUCGUUCUGUGCUGUGGCGGCCGAAAAAAAUUGGCCGAUAAAAAACACGGUCCGAUAGCAACUUCCAAUCCAAUAUUUAACUGGAAUUAUAGCCAUUGCCUUUUAUUAAUAAUUAAAUCAUCUUCCGCGUCAAGCUGUUGGUUGAUAAUUUAACAAUAAAUACUUUUUAAUCAGAGUUUUUUUUUAAAGCUAAAAUGGUUGAAGCCAUGGCUGGGCCCUCAGUGCAAAAACUAAAAUAAAUAUUUUUGAAAGUUUUUUACGAGAGGAUUUAAGUGAUACAGAUGAUGAUUUUAACAUUCCCAAAGACAUCUCACUUCAGAUUCUUCUUUUCGUGAAUCUGAUACUAGUCUUAGUGAUACUAAAGUAGGCCUACUGAGGCUACUGUUUGACUUGGAGCCAGGCCCGGAGGUUGGGCAAGGACUGACUGAAUUUUAGUUACAGAAGCUACAUAUUAUAGAUCAGAAAUAAUAAAUUUCAUAGUUUAACAACCCAAAUCAGUUCCACAGUUCCUUUUUAAAUGUUUACUAGUCAAUAAUAACUAUUUUGCCUGAGAUUUUGUAUUUUGUACUUGAUUUUAGCAGUGGUUCCAGUUUCUUAUAUAACUGACAUCAUAAAAUUACUAAAAUUGCUUUCAGAGGUUUAAUUGUAAUCAAAACCUUUGCAAACUAUACAUUUUCUGAAAGAUAAAUGAAUCGGCUACAACAUUUAUAUUGUGUUUUAAGUGUAUUUAUAAAAAUUAAUGAUGUUAUGAGCACUUGAAAGCAAGACAUUUUGUCGAUUUUUAUUUUCUUGAGCACUCCAAGGUCAAGGACACUGAGCAAAAUUUUUUUUACGGGGUGGUCAAUAUAGCCAACUUUAUUCCCAUCUAUUUACCUUUCUAAAAAUAUAUAAUAAUUGGGGUCUUGCAUCAAUAUUUCUAUGUCAUUUUAUGCAAUUUCAAAAGUCACUCAAAAAGCUCUGAAAAGCUCUGCACAGUUAGAGGGUUAAAAAGUUACUCAAGAGAUUUUUUUAGAAAUUUAUUGUCUACAAUUUUCAGAUCUUCAAAUAAUUGGGAAGCAGUGAGCUUGUGUGAUUGUUUUAACAAUUGUAUUCUUAAUGAAUGUGCAAAGUUUCAUUUUGAUUUUGAAAAUUCAAUUAGUGUCAAUAAAUUUUGUGUAACUGUCAAGAUUGGUCCAGGGUAUACAUUAAUAUCUUUUUUUUUUUUUUUUUGCAAUAAAAGUUGAACAGUUUUAAACAAAAUAAAUAACUAUGUUUUUUUUUUCUCUUUUUUUUGCUGCAAAAUAUAUACAUAAUUUCCCUUUUUCAAAAUUUUGAGGCCCCAGAUAAAUAUGCUGGGCCCCUCUGCUUUAAUUUUCAUUGUGUUUACAAUAUAUCUUUUUUUUUUUUUUUUUGCAAUAAAAGUUGAACAGUUUUAAACAAAAUAAAUAACUAUGUUUUUUUUUUCUCUUUCUAUUGCUGCAAAAUAUAUACAUAAAUUCCCUUUAUCAAAAUUUUGAGGCCCCAGAUAAAUAUGCUGGGCCCCUCUGCUUUAAUGUACAUUGUGUUAACAAUACUGCAUGUCUACGUGUCAGUUGAUUGAUGUCAAAAACUAUUGAGAACUUGCAUUUUCUGUGGAAAGAAUUUUUUUCCAAAAACAGAUUACUGGUGUUUAGAAUAAAAUCAGGUUUGACUCUUUGUGGGCGGGCAUUCUUGAGAUAAUUAUUCUCUAAAUGAACAAGUUUGCAGGCCCCAGUCAGGUCACUGGAUGCACAGGUCAGGUCAAUGGAUGCACAUUAUGUACCUGUAUUUUGUCAGCAUUAUGCAGCAUAAAAAUAAAGGACAGCGGCUGUUUAGAUAACCGACAUUUCAGAUAAUCAGCUUUCGUUUAAUCACGCUGUACAGUAUGCAAUAUUUUAAACAAAAAUUCCUUAGAAUUGUACUUGUUUUCUUGUCUGUUUUCAGCCAGCUCAGAUAGAACUCAAGCCUGAUGACUAUGAGGAACUUGAGGAACAUGAGGAUGAAGAACAAGGGAAGACAGUUAACAAUCUCAGUCACAUGGAGACAGAUAUUACUAAAAAAAGCUUAGCAGCAACACUUGACAAAAGAAAAGAAAUGGACAGUUCUGAUAGUGUAAAUAAAAGAAAAGAAAUGGACAGUUCUGAUUGUGGAAAGAAAAGAAAGGAACAAGCACAGAAAGAUGAAUCUGUAUCAGGUCCAUCUAAAAUUCCUGUUAAAGGACCAGUGAUUCCUGCACUGAAUUCACCACAAAAUGAGCAGUCUCAGAGCACCAUUAAGCCUUCUAAUUAUCGCUCUACAUCAUCUGUUCUGAGUGAGUAAUCACAAAUAGUUCAAGUAAAUGUGCAUUAACAAUAUCUCUAAAAUAAUGCAGCUAAAAGAUUUACCAAAGAUUCUAUACAGCAGGUCUCAUCUCUUUUCAAAAGGAUACACACCACCAUCUCUCCACCUGAUUCUUCUGGUUUCUUUUCCUUCCUAGGGCUGUGCUACCAAUAUCCCACUUUCCUAUAUUGUCUCAUUCAUAUACUGAGCUUCCUACAAAGGACAUCCCUCCAGGCACAAAGAAAAUUUGAUUUUUCUCACAACUAUUUUGUUGGUUGUUCUUUUGUCUAUGUGCUAAAUAUUUAAUUUCUGUGCUGAUGCAUACAUUUUCAAAAAUGUAGUCUUUCUUCAUGAUGCAAAAUGACACCAAGUUAUAUAUGGACAUUAGGUCACAUAAUUUGUUUAAACUGAUUUUUAGGAGACACAUAAAGCAGAUAAGUUUUUACUACUUUAUUAUUCAAUCUUCAGGUUCCUUAGACAAGCAAGCAAAAAAAGACAAAGUUGCAUCAGAUCAAAAUUUUGAUGGUGCUGACCCUAAUUAUGCAAUGUGGCUUCCACCAACAGGUUAGUUACCACUGAAAUAAUUUUGGUUAAGCUGGAGUGGGUUAUUUCAUUUCAACAUUUGUAUACAAAUACAAGUUUGUCAAAGAAUUCUCUAUGUCACAUGUUGAAGUAUUAAUAGUCAAUAAAAUACUCUGCAUUAAGGAAUCUUAGAACAUUGAUUUCUUUAUGAACUUGGCUUGCCAGGUUGCAUGAAAAUAGGUUGACUUAUAGUUUGAUUAUUAUUCCUGAGCUAAUGAAGAAAUCAUUCAAUCUUUUAUUAUAAAAAAACCAACACUAAAAAUUGUUUUUCUCCAGAGCAAUCAGGGGAUGGCCGGACAAGUUUAAAUGACAAGCUUGGAUACUAAGAUUAACUUUGAAUUCGUGAUGUGCACCCUGGAAUAAGAAGCCAACUUGUUAAUAUAAUUAGUUAAACUCAUGUGGAUCAUUAGACUUGAGUUGGCAGACAUAAUUUAAACAAGGACAUUGAUAAUUGCGCAUACUUAUUGGAUGUCAUUGGAAUGAUGUCAAACUUGUCACAGACAUGCAUUUUAUCCUUAUUUGAAAACAAUAACAUUAUUUUUUUUAUUGCUUUAUACAGAUAGGAAACAAUGAAAUGAAUUUGUUUAAAAGUUUUUUGUUUUGCUAUACAAUAACUCAAAAUUGGAAGUGAUUAUGUUACAGAGUGGAUAGACAUUGGUCAAGAGCAGUCGGCUAGACUUAAUUUUACUGCUGACAUUAUUCAAGACAUAACAUGUUGAUGAUUGAAUUUUUAUUUUACUGCUUUCUAGUUUAAUAGGGGGAUAUGUAGGGUUUGAUUAGGGAAUCAGUUCAAAUGCUAAUACUAAUAUCUAUGGGACACAGAUCACGACAGUUACAAUAUGGCACACAGACCACGACAGCUACAAUAUGGCACACAGACCACGACAGCUACAAUAUGGCACACAGACCACGAUAGCUACAAUAUGACACUCAGACCACGAGAGAGCUACUAUUUGGUACAUAGUACAUGACAGAGUUACAAUUUGGUACGCAGAAUACAACAGCUACAACAUUGCACACAGAACAUGACAGAGCUACAAUUUUGUACACAGAACAGGACAGGUGCAAUGUUGUUGGUACACAGUUUUGUCUCAUGGCUUGAUCAGCUUUUAAUCUGAUCAAUACUACAUGGAUUCUCUCUUUGCAAAUGGUUUAAAUACACAGUGUGGAAUUUGAAUCUGAACAUGGCAGAUGGCAGCAAAUUUGCUGUUGAAAUAAGAGUGUUAGUGUUAAACAAAGAUGAUGAGUGUGUAGAAAAUAGUUACCAUCUUAAUGUUAAUACAGAAAGUUGAAACUUUAAAA
Messenger RNA from Lymnaea stagnalis (great pond snail), 16008 nucleotides. Lineage: Eukaryota; Metazoa; Mollusca; Gastropoda; Lymnaeidae. The record is from the annotation of a GenBank genome assembly.